AUGUCCGCCCAACAGCAAUCUCUCAGUCAGUGGGUGACACAGAUCAACGAUACUUUGUUUAUCCAACCAGAUGACGAAGUCGCCCUCAAGGCUGUUGAUGAGCAAGUUGACCCAGGCUUAGUAGUCAGGAUCAACCACAAUGUUUACAGUUACGAUCAAUUCAAAACAGGCCUCCGGUAUGCUCGUGCUUCCAGUACAUCAAUCCAAGACGAAUUUUCUGUUAUUCUCCAAUGGGAGAACUUGGAGAAGCAGGACGGCGUGGUGGCUGUUCUUAGUAAAUGGACGUCCACGGACAAGACAUCAGGCAAGGAGACCAAGAAGACCAAUGUGAUUCUCUGGGAGGUCAAGUGUAUUGAUGGCAAGAGGAAGCUUACGGGGCAGACUGAGGUGGAGACUAUGUGA
Molecule: messenger RNA, 402 nt
Organism: Penicillium hordei
Lineage: Eukaryota; Fungi; Ascomycota; Eurotiomycetes; Eurotiales; Aspergillaceae
Exons: 2
Coding region: 1-402 (133 amino acids)
Source: RefSeq, a predicted model, not a curated record